This is a messenger RNA of Marchantia polymorpha subsp. ruderalis, 2656 nucleotides long. NCBI's taxonomy places the organism in Eukaryota, Viridiplantae, Streptophyta, Marchantiopsida, Marchantiales, Marchantiaceae. The record is from the annotation of a GenBank genome assembly.
GAGCAGGCAGUGAGCAGGCAGGCAGGCAGGCAGCGCAGAAAUGAUUGCCAUGGCCGCGAAUCCCAUGCCACGAUUCCGGACGCACGUAGCUUCAUGGAGCGGCGUGCGUCGUCGAGGUAUAUAAUAUGUGCCGGCGCUGUAACACGGAGCAGCGGCGAAACUUUCUUUGCCUGCACGUAAAGGCCCGGGCAUGGAAGCACCCGCAGCUCGUCGUUGCGCUGGAUCGCUGGGCCGUCGUCGAGAUCCUGCGCCUGAGCCCGAGGCCCGGGCACGGAGGAAGGGAAGGGAAGGGAAGGGAAAGGCCCGAGGUCCGCCGAUCGAUCGAUCGAUCGGAUGGCGACUUGGCUGUGACCGGGAGCGACCGGCGCGGCGAUGGAGAAGCGUCAACGACGGAUUCUCUUCAAUUGCAGCAUCAUCCAUCAUGCGGAUGCGUGGGGGCGACGGCGACGCCGACGCCCGCCAUCUUUUCUGGUGCGCUCGGGAAAAAUGCUCGACCAUCGGCGCACGCUGCGCCCAGAGCUCGGGGCCGAGCGGUACUUAAGUAGGUGGAAGCCGAGGAGCCAGUAGGUGGGAAGACGAGAUCCGUGGCUCCCUCGCUCGCUCGCUCUCUCGCUCGAUCGCGUCCUCGCUUGGCGCGAGAUCGCCAUUGCGAUGGCACGAGGUUGUGUGGCACCGAGUUACCGACAAUGGCUUAUCUACCCGCGGCCGAGGCCGAGCCCGAGCGUGGCCAAGUUUAGACGAGUCUACCUCUCCAGAGCGCAGAGCGCAGUAGCGGAGUAGCGGAGAAUCAAAAACAUUUGCGUCGGCCCAGAGAGAGGAAAUGUGGACUAGCUUGUUCGGCCAAGGGCCAAAAGUAGGUGCUUGCAUGGACGCGAAGAAGGAGAUGCUCGGGACGACUUCAGGUGGAAAAACGUGGUAGGUGGUACCGCACCCUCUCGCGCCUCAUCACGCGCGGGCCGGGUGACAAUAAGCUGCAUGAAGGAAAGCGAUCUGUCGAUCCAUAGUUUUUCUAGGAUUGGCUCAUGUCAUGGCGAUGGCCGUUUGUUUUAACUGUAUGCCAGGGCCUGACGAUCUGGAGUGCGCUUAUUCGACUGCGACGCGCGCGCCCGGUUUUAUACAGUUUUCUGAUCGCUCUCGACCUUUCUUUGUGGCCAUGGUGGAACUUUGGUGGGGCCUGCCGUGACGGCCUCCCCGCUUCAGGCAAGCCUCAGGCUGGAAAGCUUGCCAUGGCUUCUUGCCUGCCUACCUCUCAUGCCUUCGUCUCGGCAAACUUCCAGUGGACCCGAAGGUGCCUGGAAUGUCCCGCCCUCCUCCCCGCCCUCCAUCGCCACAUGACCUUCCCCAGCCUGACAAAAGACAUAUAUGCCCGAUUGUUUCUACAGACCGCACCGAGCUCCAUUCCAUGCCACCACUCCGAACUCCGGCAGGCAGGCAGGCAGGCCGGCCAUGAUCUCAAGCUCUCAAGCAAUUGCGCUCUCGGUCUCUCGAAUCGGAUCCUGGCUGCGCACGAUUUCUCUACUCUUCCAUCGAAUGGUCUGUCUUACAGUCCCCCCUUCCUCUGCUUCUCCACCUAUCAACACACUAUUUCUUGGGACGCCCGACUGCCUGCCACAUCUGAAAUUGCUCUCCUUCUAUCACCCUACCAUCGUGUUCCUGUCUAGGUUCGCAGUUUUGAAGGAUGUACAGGUCAGAAGAUAGAGAGAUCUGCCAUUCGAUCAUUCGAUCAUUCAAACCUGCAAGUCGUUUCAUUCUUUUGGGAUUGCUUCGAGUCGAGCGUUCCUGGGUGGGGAGUGAUAGGUGGAGAAUCAGAAAAACGGGCGUCAGACAAACCAUUAGAUUGGACAGUAGAAUUUUUCCAGGAGCGGCGGACAUGAUCGUGAUCGUGAUCGAUGACAUCGGACAACCUCGACGGGAUCGCGAUUGAGGGUAUGCAGAAGAUGGGUGUCGUCAUGCAGGGUUUUUUUUUGGCGGUAAGGAUUCCGCAAGACAAGAGUUGCAACUUGCCUGAUGUCUGCAGACGAUCGAGCUUCGAUCCAGGUGAUGGUAAAAUUCGUAUCCGAGGCCUUCAACUGAUUUUCGAGCCAAGGCGUGUGUGUAGUCAUACACUUCUACACUGAUGGUGUAGAAGUGUAUGACCAAACCGGAAUUUUUCAAGCUGUAUCACGGAUGCGUACUUGCUACUCCUCGCAGAUUGUUUUGCAGGUGGAGGCAAGUCUGUGCGGCAAGAACACCGAAAGCCUUAGCUCAAAGGGGCUCGAGCCCAAAUCACAUUUAGGACACUGCAACCGCGGAUACGAGGUCAUACACAAGGUGCCAGGUGAAUGAUGAAGACUUUGGAAGCGCCAGACGGGCCCGGGUUGCGGUCGUUUCCUUGAAUUGGGCUCGAGGGUGCGUGACAACAUGGAUUGUGAAUCGGGAGGUUGCCUGGAUGUAGACCUAGGUAUCUUACGGAGUAACAGGAGCAUAGAUCUUGGCACAUUUCUAGGUACUAAGAAAGCGUGGACAAUUGGCAAGGACUGCAGACCUUUGGUUAAUAUAUUUCACUCCCGAGUUGAGCGUGAUAGACACUGUAGUUCGAGCAUAGCGUAGACCUGCGUCUUUUCAAAAGGCUGUCAAUUAUGUCAAUUAUAUAAAGUGCAGGCUACCUGUCGGGAGC